This is a messenger RNA of Varroa destructor (honeybee mite), 1213 nucleotides long. RefSeq lists its product as uncharacterized. Lineage: Eukaryota; Metazoa; Arthropoda; Arachnida; Mesostigmata; Varroidae. The record is from RefSeq and is a predicted model, not a curated record.
UCGAACUACUUCCACCAUCUCAUCAUUUCCACUCUGGGCGCGUACUCUGUCGCUUGGCGGCACCAACACUCAACCAUACUAGACUAGAAGAAACAGGAGCUCCAGUGUUCUUUGUGUGGUGAGGUCUUUGAUUUGGUCAGCCUCUUUAUCGGCGCCCCACGUCGUUCGAGCUGUUAUCGCCUGUGGCCGUUACGGAAUUGUAAUAUUAACUACGAAAAAUAUAAAAGAUACAGGCGAUAAUAGCACAUCACAUCGACCAGCGACAGCAUCAAGCGUCAGCAUCAGAGGCGAAUAACUCAUUGUCGUGGUCAUUAUCUGAUACUAGAAAUGGAAAUUGCGAUUUCGGUUGCCUCGUGUAUUCGGUAGUGUUUUUUUGUGUUUUCGUUUGCGCGCGUGACAUUGUUUUUCCGCUAUUAAAGGGUUUGGUAUAGGAUGAGAGCAACAGGAAGAUUCUGAAGGAACAAACGUGUUCUAGUUUGAGGACAGUGUGGCGCGACACCCAGUAGUGUGAGAUGUGCUACCAAACUUGUGCUAAAUGUUUAGCGCGGCAAGCGCACUUAAACCGACUAGCCGAUGAUCAGAAACAGCUCCGGUAGUCCACGAAGUUCGAGCGAUUAACGCGAGAAGAGAUAACGACAACAUCAGGCAAAGUAGGAGUACAAAUGCCAACAGCCGUGGGCCUUUAUGAAUUUACCACACUUCACUGUCAACUGCCGCUACUCAUUCCUUCGUCGCCUUCGCAGCAUCAGGUCUUGUCGUCAUUUGGGAAACCCCCUGACUGGUUCUCCACGGCGCCGGUAAGGCAGGUGCUUUACCCUGAAAAAAACAUGCCGGAAAAACUUCUCGUUAUUGGUUUUCAAUGAUGAAAAGAUCACUGCCAAGGUUUCUGGAGCCUGCAACUGAGGAUAAUGCCAAUGAACUCGUGCAUCAACAACAAUAUUGAAUUAAUCCCAACUGAAUCCCCAAUUACUUCGUCCUUGCUUCGACAACUCUCGAGAAAUAACAUUUCUCGUAACGGGGCUAUCGACGAUACAGGAGCUGCCGCACCGCGUGGAGCUCUUGCUGGUCUCACUAGCGGCACAUCUAACUCUGUAGCUGGAGCCGGAUCAGGACAAGGAAGUGCAGGCGUCAGUUGUAGCCACUCUGUCGAUUCCGGGAACAUCGGCGUCUGGCAUUCGCGACAGGGGCACCGGACUGAGUUGUAGCAACUCUC